GGGGUUGGGGGUGUGUCCGGGCUCUGCUCGGCUCCCGGGCUUCUCCGAUCCUCAUUCGGGAUGAUGGCAGCACGGUGAGCGGGACAGGCGGGAGCCCCGGCGGAGGAGAUGGAUUCCCAGUCUUUAGAUAGCUGCAUUCAGAAGACGCUGUCCUCCCUCUACCAUCCCUUCGAGUUCACCGCGGCCACCGUGCUGUGCCAGGUCCUGGAUGUGGUGGAGAAGACCUUCCGCGGAGACGGGCUCAGUUACCUCAUCGAUUUCCUGAUCCCCGCCAAACGGGUCCUGCAGGGGCUGCAGCAGGAGGCCUGUCUGCAGUACUGCGGGUUGCUCUUCCGACAUGCUGGGUGGCCCCUGUGUAUCCAUGACAAGGUUGUCCUGCAACUGGCUUCCAUUGACUGGAGACUCCUUCGACCCGGAGACUUCUACCUUCAGGUUGUGCCUUAUCUGAGAAAGACUCCGAGGAUCGUGCUCAAAUGCCUGGCCCAAGACCAACAUAACGUCGAGGAGGUGGUGCUGCCAGAAGUGUCUUACACCUCCAUUUUUACAGUGGAAUGGUUGGAGUUUAUCAACUCCGAGAGGGUCGGGGCCUUGCUGGAGAACUGCCUCCUGACGUCUGAUGACCAGCUCUUCAGGGUCUCCUGGGGUAUAGUGGUUCAUCCUGAGUUUAUAGAGAAAACAGAGCCAGCUGAGAAGGCGACAGAAAUUGGUGAAAACUCGGGCUUGCCUUCUGAACCAGCGAACAGAAGGUCGUCUGACCCCCAUAUGGGAGAUUUGAUGGUUAUAGACAAUGCAGCUGUUCUCGAUGAGCCAAGCACCAGCUAUGAUGAGGAGCCAGUGGUUAAAGCUUUGGACACCAAAACGGAAUGCUCUAGUGAUCUCGAAGGGGAGUAUGUUGAAUUGCGCGAUAUCAAAGUGCCCCGUUUUGGGCCUCAGAAAGGGUCCUUAACGCAGUCAGUUGCCUUAAACUACAAAAGCCAGUGCAAAUCCAACCAAAGAGCACAAAAUAGCCAAACUGUAUGUAAUCUGGGCAGCAGGGAAUGUACGGAGGGUCUCCUUUCCUACCCUGUAGAGCCUUGUGAAAAAAACACUAUAAUGGGAGCAAGCGUAACGCACUACAUUGCUGAGAAUGCACAAAAGCCAGAGUCUUUUGGCCUGGUGGACAUCGAGUUUGGGGGUCGAGAGUCCCCAUUGUCUGACCGUACCGCUUUGAUUGUUGACAAAGGAAGUAAGCCUUUCUACCAAGAUUUUAAUGUCGAAAACGAGGCCUCGCGUAAGGCUUUGCAGCAAGAAGCUGACGCCGAUACAAACGCAGCUGAUAACGGCCUACAGUGCUGCGAACGGCCAAGUUCAGAGCCGACUAAUUAUGGCGAUUUAUCCUUCCGGGAGGAAACCCAAAACCACUUAAGAGAAAGCAUCGAGGACGGCCAACUGACGGAUGCUUAUCAAGAACCUGCUACAGAGCAUUCCAGGGCACCGGAGUGUCCAAACACCGAGACCUUGGAAUGUUCUAGCCAAGGGAUUUCUAAAACGUGUGCCGACCAGGCCGAAACUGGGGAGAGCGACCAAUCCGUGCCUUUGUUGGUAAACGAGACGCAUGAAGCGGAAUACUUGAAGGAGGCCAACGCGGACAUAAUAAUCCAUGUAGAUGUUGUUGUAGACCAGUGUGAUUGGCCUGUCGUUGAGCACCAGCCUUCUCCUUUAGAUGCGAGUGACCAAAAUGUGCAAGUGGAGGUAGACCAGCAACAUGACCUUGACAUUUGUGGGGAGCAGCCCGAAGGAGUUGACAGUUCAGAGAUUAAUGGCGCCACAACUGACGCAGCUGCGGAGACUGAGGAAAGGACUGAACAGGAAUCGCGGCAGUGUGAUGACGGCUUGUCCAGUUGUCCACAAAACGCCAGCUGCCGGUUAUCUCCGUCGUCGCAGUUGCCACUAGAAACCCUUCAUGAGGACACAGAGGAAGAGCAAGGUGAGGACACCGAGACCACCGAGCCCCAGGCCGAGACCACAGACCCCGCCAUUGAAGAGGCGGCCCCGGAUCAGAAUGCCGCAUUGACAGACCAUGUCGAGGAGGAGAAGACGCCAGAAAUCGUGGUUGAGAAAGACCAGCCACCAUCAUGGCAGCCCGGCUUGAGUUCCCCCAUGGUCUCUCGAAGGUGUGAAGACCAAAGCCUGCCUACACGGGUCACACAUGUCAACCUGGAGGUGUUGAUGAGCGGGGUGGUUUAUCUACCAGGGACACGGGACAGAAAUGGACGCGCUUUGGUGAUCAUCAACACACGGAACACCACGUGGUUGAACCCGCACUGCAACGCUGCAGAACUGGGGCGCCUCCUCCUCUACUUCUACAGCACGGCGCGGCGGGAGUGUAGGCGGCUCGGUCUGACGCUUCUGGUGGACUCUCGGAGAUGUUCUCCUGUGCCGGCUCUGUUCAAAGCUCUUCAUAUUGUUCAAAGCGCUGUGCCUAGUUGUAUCCAUGGCGUGUUGUUCCUUACAGAGAAGGAUCUCAUUGUAUCACCGGAGAGGCCACAUGGAGUCCAGUUUGAUGUUCUCACCACAGCGAAGGCUUUGCACAAACACAUUGAGGCCUCGCAACUCCCACCCAACUUUUACGGGACCUUCCCCUAUUGUCACAAUGAGUGGUUGUCCUUCCGAACGAAGUUGGAGACUUUGCAGGACAGCUGUCGUGAGGCCUUCACAUUUCUUCAGAGCGCCAUCCAGAACCUGCAGAGCAGCCCCCUGCCUGAGAAGGCCGAGGAGGCCAGUCUCCAGCUGGCCAGGUUCGGACAGUUGAUGGGGGCGGUGCUCGAGGACGCGAGGCUGGUGAAGCUGCAGACUGAAGGGGGCGCUGUGCUGGCCAGGCUGAGGAAGGAGGAGUCAUGCGUGAUGCUCACAGACGAUUACAGGGAGGCGGUGGAGGUGGCGGCGGAGCUGUACAAUGGGGUGGAUGAAGGGGUGCACACGCUGGUGAAACUCUCCAACAAACGCAUCCAGCAGAUGGAAUUGGUCAUCGAGUUCCAGGCGUUUGAAGAUCGAUUCAAGGAGGUGAGCGGUUGGAUCGAGCACGUUGGCGAGCGAUUACUUGGUGAAUGUUGUGUUCUAGAAGAUUCACUGGAGGUCCUUCUUCAAACGCAGAGACACUUCCAGGAGUUUGACGGCGUGGCAUGUGAGUACUGUAGACGGGGUCAGGAGAUGCUGCAGGCGAUGGAGAAGUGGCAGAGCCUCUGCCCUCCGGAGGUGCACAGGUACACGGCCAAGUUGCAGGCCUACAAAGAGACGUUAUCGAGGUUCUCGAGGAGGCUGGAGGAAUCCCGCACGCGGCUGGAGAAGACCGUCAGACUCUCUCAGUUCUUCGACAAGGCGUAUGAAUGGGCAUUGGAAGGCAUGCGACGACUUGCCACCGUCAGUUUGGACGACUGUAAUUCCCCGGAGUUGUGUACCGGAGCCAUCGAGAGUCUGGAGAAGUACCAAGUGCAGCACCCGGAGAUCUCGGAGAAGAAAUUCGAGGAGAUGAGGGAGCUCGCCUAUGAGCUGAAAAGCGACAAGGGAACCAAGCAAUGGAAGUUUGCCUGGUCCAAGUGCCAGGAGGCCAGACAAGUCUUCGAGAAGAAACUGGAGGCGGCGCUCAGGGCUAAACAUUUACUGAUUGGAGAGCAGACCUCUCCACGACCAUUCUCGCAAAGGAGACGCCUGAACAGUGUAGACCAGAAAGUUCUCCAGAACAAGCCCCUCGGCUCCCCGCUUUGCGGCAGGGAGAGAAGGCUGGGCAGAGUUCUCUGCAACCGACCAGAAGUUGGGUUUUCCAUGGAGCAGGCGGCGCCCUACAGAGUGAGCCCCUCCUGCUCCAGUGCCAGCUCCGUUGCCUCGUCGGAUUUCCGAGGGCGUAAAAUGUCUCUUCAGAGUAUUCCUAGUGAGGAUUUCAGCUUGGAACUGUUCCACCAAGUGCCGUCUGGAUCCUCCACCCCCACCGCCUCCCGGCCCAUGGGGCGAAGGUUGCUGAGGAAGGCUCAGAGCUUUGACCUCCCUGGAACUGACGCGGGGACUCACGGGUGCCAAAGGAGGCUGAGUGAGCCCGCUAGGCGAGGGAACACCGGAGUGUUUAUUAAAGGGCUGGAAGUGAGCAGCACGGAGAUCGCAGAGCGGCCUUGCAGCCCCCGACAACCUCUGGACUGGUCAGCGGAGAGGGUACUUAGCGACAGGAGGAGUAGCGUGUCCUCGGUCGAUGGGAGAAGUCGCACCAGUAAACUGCGGCAUAUCAUUGAUGAAAUGGUGACCACGGAGAGAGAAUACGUGCGGUCGCUGUGGUACAUCACAGACCAUUAUUUCCCCGAAAUGGAUCGCAUGGAUCUUCCUCAGGAUCUGCGAGGGAAGAGGGGCAUCAUCUUCGGGAACUUGGAGAAACUGAGGGAUUUCCACAGUCAGUAUUUCCUGAAGGAACUGGAGAGCUGCUGCAACCACCCACUAAGAGUCAGCCACUGCUUCCUCCGACAUAAAGACCAGUUCGGGAUGUACGCCUUGUACAGCAAGAACAAGCCGCGGUCGGAUUUGUUACUCGCCAGCCACGGGAAUAUAUUUUUUAAAUAUAAACAGCGUCAGCUGGGAGACAAGAUGGACCUUGCUUCUUAUCUGCUGAAGCCGAUCCAGCGUAUGAGCAAAUAUGCCUUGUUACUGAAGGAUCUGAUCAAGGAGUGCGGAGAGGCGCAGGAACAGGAGUUUGUGUAUCUGCGCGCUGCUGAGGAGAUGGUCAAGUUCCAGCUUCGCCACGGCAACGAUCUACUGGCCAUGGAUGCCAUCCGAGACUGCGAUGUAAACCUGAAGGAACAAGGUCAGCUGGUGAGGCAGGGCGAGUUCACGGUGUGGCUGGGGCGCAAGAAGUGCCAGAGACACGUCUUCCUGUUCGAAGAUCUCAUCUUAUUCAGCAAACCGAAGCGGAUCGAAGGUGGCCUCGAUGUCUUUAUCUACAAGAGGUCAUUUAAAACCGCAGAUAUCGGCUUGACUGAGAACUCGGGGGACAGCGGACUGCGUUUCGAAAUCUGGUUCAGGAGACGUAAAUCCAACGACACGCACAUUCUACAAGCAAGCAGCAAUGAUGUCAAGCAAGCCUGGACGGCGGACAUUGCCGAAAUCCUUUGGCAGCAAGCGAACCGGAAUAAAGAGAUCCGCAUGCAGGAAAUGGUCUCUAUGGGCGUCGGCAACAAGCCGUUCCUGGACAUAAAGCCGAGCGACGCCGCCAUAAACAACCGCGCUAUUGAUUACAUCAUGAAAGGCAGAGGGGCCAGAACUCGAGCCUCCAUCGCCGUAUCUUUGUUUGACCACUCGGACCCUUAUAAAAGGACCCAGGCACCCAUCACUUGUAACUCAGUGCCUUCUGCCUGUGGACCCUCGUCUGCUUCAUUGUUGGGACCUCUGAACCUGCACAUGUAUGUGAAUCAGACCCUUCUGCCUGGAGUUCUUUCCGCCAACAGGCCCUUCGAGACCAGCAGCUGCCUGGAGGAAGAUGAGCUGGAGAACGAGACGAGCUGCAGUCAGCCUUCCAUGACUACAGAGAGUUCGGAGUCUUCGCAGUGUAUGUCUGGAGGCGGCUCCAGCGGAUCGGAUAGCGGCUGUGUCUCCGGAAUCCCCCAGGACAAUCUUUCGGAAGAUGCUACCUCUCCCUGCGACCCCUCAGCACAGUACACCUUUCCCGAGAGGAGGAACAGUUCUGGCGUCGCCCCCCCGGUGGUAGAAAAAUCCAGGUUUCUCAACCGGCAGUACAUUUCUGCAAAUCAAAGCCGCAUUUCCCUCAGUCCUUCCACCAUUGUCUGAUCUUCUUCCUAAAACCCGUAUUCCAGUAUGAACGGGUGAUUUUCCGGAUUUGAACUCCAGCCUCCGGGUCCCAGCGACGUUUCUAUGUUCUAACCGCCUCGUUAGCGACUUGUUAAUGUGUAAUAUUUCUCUAUUCCUGUAUAUAGUUUAAUAUACCAGCAGACACCGUUCUAUGUGCUGCAUGGUGCCGAGUUCUCCUGUUAAAGCUGCACAGUUUGUAAAGUUUAUUGAAGAAUAAUUUUUUUUGCAAGAUAUGUAUUUAAAUAACAUUUUAUGUCUUUUUUUUCAUGUUAAACUGGAAUUUUUGAUGAGUGUCUUAUUUUGUUAUAGUUCUUUUGUUCCCAAACUAGAAAUAAUUUAUUUACUGGAGAUAAUACUUCAAUCUGAAUAAACGGAUUUAUUUCAGUUCUUGCA
Messenger RNA from Rana temporaria (common frog), 6216 nucleotides. Its product is annotated as puratrophin-1-like. Lineage: Eukaryota; Metazoa; Chordata; Amphibia; Anura; Ranidae. The record is from RefSeq and is a predicted model, not a curated record. Gene Ontology annotation, molecular function: guanyl-nucleotide exchange factor activity. The transcript is spliced from 24 exons. The coding region runs from base 109 to 5802 and encodes 1897 amino acids.